CUUUAACACACAUGCUGUCUCUGAGGGAAGCUGUGGAAAGUUGGCCCCGGCCAGUCGACCUUCCUGAAGGAACUGUAUAAGUCGAUUCAGUCGAACGUAAAGAUCCAUCACUGCGGGUGUCGGAGCCAGAUGACCCUGGGGGAGCUCUACAGGUCGAACGGGAGCCUUUCAGAUGGGUAACUUUCCCACCACGGUGAAGCACUGCCUGAGCUACGAGGAACUAAUCCAGGAUUAUCCAUGGCUAGCACGCUGGCUGCAGGAGGAGAAGCGCGCUUUAACACAUGAAUACCCAGAGUAUGUUAAAAUUGUUGAAGUCGGGCCAAGAGACGGACUUCAAAAUGAAAAGGAAAUGGUUCCAACAGGAGUCAAAAUCCAGCUGAUAGACAUGCUCUCAGAAACAGGCCUGCCUGUGAUCGAGGCCACCAGUUUUGUGUCUUCAAAGUGGGUACCGCAGAUGGCGGACCACACUGAAGUACUUCAAGCCAUCCACAGAUCUUCUCAUGUUCGUUAUCCAGUUCUGACACCCAACAUGCAUGGCUUUCAGGAUGCUGUUGCAGCUGGUGCUACUGAAGUGGCCGUGUUUGGGUCUGCAUCUGAGACCUUCAGUAGGAAAAACAUCAACUGCUCUAUAGAUGAGAGCAUUCUGAGGUUCGAGGAAGUAAUUUGCACUGCCAAACAACGACAGAUUCCAGUCCGUGGAUAUGUUUCUUGUGCACUAGGAUGUCCAUAUGAGGGACCCAUUGAAUCCACUAAAGUUGCAGAGGUGGUGAAGAGGUUGUAUGAACUGGGCUGCUACGAGGUGUCUCUGGGGGAUACUAUCGGCGUGGGCACCCCAGGCUCCAUGGCCAAGAUGUUACACAGCGUCAAGAAGGAGGUACCCAGCAGCGCUCUGGCCGUUCACUGCCAUGACACUUACGGCCAGGCCCUGGCCAACAUCCUAACCGCACUGCAGAUGGGGAUUUGUACAGUGGACUCGUCUGUAGCAGGUUUGGGAGGGUGCCCAUAUGCCCAGGGGGCGUCUGGCAACGUGUCAACAGAAGAUGUUCUCUAUAUGCUCCAUGGGAUGGGCAUUAAAACCGGAGUGGAUCUGUCCAAAGUAAUCGAGGCAGGUGACUUCAUCUGCAAAGCCUUAAACCGCAAGACCAACUCCAAGGUAGCCCAAGCAAGAGGCGAUUACUCUGUGCAUUGCCGCAUGAAGAAGAUAAAUACUUGACAUCUUGUCCUUUUGAACAUUGUUCCUUUUCAUGCUGCAUAUAGAUAGCAAAUUAUACAAUACAAAGUGCACUAUACUUCAUUUUUUGGACAAAAAUGUGUAUCCAUUUAGCAGAUGCACUUUAUUAAAGUGUUAAUGGAUAAGGCCUACUUACAGAAAUAACUGUAAACUUUUCAAACCAAAUAACUUGUAUCACUGUAUAGUCUGUCUGAUAGGAGGUAAAAGAGAUGACUCCUCACUAAGUUGUGAAAGUUAUUCAUGAUGUUUCUGUUUGGGGUCUCUUCCCAUUCAUUUCCAGCUCAAUGUGGUUACAAUUAGACAAGGGGACCUGAGAGGGUUAAGGGAGUCCUGCUGGGUUUAAAACCAGUGUGGGUCGAUCAUUAUCUCCCUCAAAAUGUAUUUUCAUUUCCUAAGUCGCUUGCUCUGUCAAGAUGGAAGUAUGUCCGCCUUCACAUGUGAAAUAUGUCUUUGUUUUCUCUCUCUUCAUCCUUCUCACCAGUGCAUGACCCCAUUCCAUAAGUUGGAUAAGGUCAUUCAUUAAUUGUAUUUUGUAGAGUUAAAUGUACAGUAGUCGGCAGCUUUGUGUUGAACUAUUGUAUUUGCAAUAGUCAGAAGGGACAAAUGUAUUUUAGCUGGUGAAGCAUCUCAUCCGCUACUUUUGGUAGAAGUAGGCCUGACAAUAUCUAUAAGAACACUGAACAAUAUCAAAUAUUGGUAAAUCAAAUCCUGACAUUAACUUUGUUGUAUAACAAAGCAUUUAACCUCCCUUCCACUAGACAGUCCUCCUUUUUAAAUACCUUACUCUUGCAGAUAAGUUGAGCAAAUGUCAAUAUCCAUGAGUAAAGUAUUUUAUUAAUUUGCUUUUUAAUAGUAAUGAAUGUACUGUAGUAUUAUGUAUUGUGUGAGUAUUAUGUAUUGGGUGACAAAGUGCUAUAAUAAUAAGUAAUAUAUUGAAUGUAUGUAGUGCCUUUAUUCUAUGGGUUCAAGAAGAGUGACAUAUAUAUUAUAAAUUAAAUGAAGAGUUAAUAGUUAAUAGCUAAUAAAUAGUUAGAAAAGUAAUUUUGUUUUUGCAAACCAAGGUAACUUGGUGAAUCCAACAUGCUUAUUACAUUAAGAUAAUAAAGGUUGAUUAAACAAA
Oncorhynchus tshawytscha (Chinook salmon) is the source of this 2351-nucleotide messenger RNA. Its product is annotated as 3-hydroxy-3-methylglutaryl-CoA lyase, cytoplasmic. The coding region runs from base 173 to 1213 and encodes 346 amino acids. Gene Ontology annotation, molecular function: hydroxymethylglutaryl-CoA lyase activity. The transcript has 10 exons. The record is from RefSeq and is a predicted model, not a curated record. Gene Ontology annotation, biological process: ketone body biosynthetic process; L-leucine catabolic process. NCBI's taxonomy places the organism in Eukaryota, Metazoa, Chordata, Actinopteri, Salmoniformes, Salmonidae.